AUGGCCGACAUCGACGACGACGAUGUCUCGCAAUUGCCCACUCACAAUGCCGACAAUGUCGACCUCAGCGACGAGACGCAGGACUUCCGCUUCCUGACCAGUUUGUCCAUCUCUGAGAAUGGCGCCUCAAAGCUCCCCAAGCGCGGCGAGAAGGAUUUCGAGCCGCAUGCAACCUCGCUGCAGGCCAGUGCUCUUGAUGCCUCGCGCGAGGCCAUGCACCAAGCCAUUUCAAGCACCCGUAUCCACAACCCCAAGAAUCACGUCGUCGCUACCUACGACCCCGUCUCCAACAUGGCUCGCGUCGACCAAGUCAAGGGUCAGGCUUUCCGCACAAUGGGAAAACACAUCUCGGGCGUCAUGUGGCUGCUGCCUGAGGAGGCCUUGUACCUGCUCGAGCGCGGCUCUCUUGACAUCCGCUGGCCGCCCGCUGACGCUGACGACGAAGGCCUUCCAAUGAGUCUGCAGGGAGCGUAUGCAGCCUUCAUUGGCAUGGAAGACUCUGUCGGCGGCCACCUAACCUUGGAGAGAUACAUUGUUUACGCCGCCCUGAAGCGAUCUGGUUACAUCAUAACCCGUGCUGAGAGCUGGGAGGGUGCCAAACAAGUCGAUCAUUCUGCAGAUAAACCCCCCUCGCCCUCCCUUUUCUGGGACUUUGGACUGUUUCGUAGCCUGUGGAAGUUCCUGCUCCCUACAUCACGACGUGGUCCAAAUCCUGGUGCUGCCCUCGGCCCUCUUGUGACACCUGGUUUAUACCGGCACUACAAUGACGUCUACCGUCUGCUAGACCUCGUCCCGUUCCACGAUCCUCGCCAGCCGCCGCAGUUCUCUUCGGAAGAGUCAAGCCAAGACCCUUUCCAUGUAGCCUACUCUGUUUACAAACCGACGCCAACCUGGAAGAAGUCUGCCCCGGGCCUUCCGGACUUCCGUGUUGCCGUAGUUGAUGCACGUGAGACGUCCGUCCCUACGUUGCCACAAUUGAACGAUCUUCUCGCUUCGACACCCUACGAUCCACCCAAGCCAGACGGCCAGCUGUAUCAAAAGCUCAAGCAAGGCUACCGGAACGUAAUUCUGGCAAUUGUCGACCAAGGAAUCGUAAGCUAUGUGCGGGUGGCGGAUGCGGGAUUUGGCCUUGAAAGGCUCUACGAGAGAACCCCCCGCGGUCCUGGUUCGAAGCGGGGUGGGUUCAGAGGCCGUGGUCGUGGCCGCGGUCGUGGUCGUGGACGGUAA
Messenger RNA from Lasiodiplodia theobromae, 1227 nucleotides. Its product is annotated as tRNA splicing endonuclease subunit. The record is from RefSeq and is a predicted model, not a curated record. Gene Ontology annotation, biological process: tRNA-type intron splice site recognition and cleavage. Lineage: Eukaryota; Fungi; Ascomycota; Dothideomycetes; Botryosphaeriales; Botryosphaeriaceae. The transcript is spliced from 3 exons. Gene Ontology annotation, cellular component: tRNA-intron endonuclease complex. Bases 1 to 1227 code for a protein of 408 amino acids.